AGAUGGAAGGUGGUAGAUAUUCGGUUGAUUUGGGUAACCUCCAACGCAAUCGAAGAAACGAGAUUGGGAGGAAGAAAUCCCGCAAAGGUAAAGAACUUGCCGGGUCUUCAUCUCAAAGCCGAGAUGAUUUUGAAACGGGUUACCAAAGGCGAGAUGGAGAUGCGAUGUCCGAAGAACAACUCCAACAAGAAUUGGCCCGACAUAAUAACCGCUUUCUACAACAACAACAAAUGCCGACGACCAUUGACGAAGAGGAGCUUGAGGAUGAAGAUGCGGAGGAAUUGGAACCGGAGACGGCCGAGGAGGAGGGUGCCGGCAGCCACGACGCCGACGCGCCUGCCUCAUCCCAAACCGCCACCGGUAAUAAAAAAAGUAAGUCUGAACUAAUGAAAAAUAAUUUUGAUAAAUGGAAGAACCCACAAACCGGCUAUUGGCACGCAACUUGCAAGUGGUGCAACAACAAUUAUAGUUUGGGAACCUCCGGCGGAUACGGAUCCGCCGCAAGGCAUCUUAAGGCAAAGCACCCCGUGGAAUAUGCAAAAUUAGGCGGCGGAACGGGGAAGCAAACUCAAAUAUCGAGACUUGCUAAUUUGGAAGAUUGUUUCAACUUCUAUUAUCUUGCGUUUUUCGGUGAAUUUCCAAUGUAUGACGAUAACCCCAUAGAUCCGAAAACGGAAUACAACGAGAAAAUGAUGACUUUGACGUUCUAGACUGGUGGAAGUCAAAAGAAAGAACGUUCCCGAUUUUAGCACGGGUGGCUAAGCAAGUACUAUCAAUGCUGGUUUCAACAGUUGCUGUGGAACAAGAAUUUAGUUCGGCCGGCAACGUCCUAACGGCAUCUAGAUCGAGAUUGAGCGCGGAGUCUCUUGAGACGCUUAUAUGCUACCACGAUUGGUUGAAGGUCGCACGUAGAACUCAAGAAUUGAGCAUCACCCCCUCCCAAGAUUUCAUGGAUGACUCAACAACCGAUGGUGGCUCUACCUAUGCCGGAGAUUCCGAUUGAUUAGUAUUUUAGAAUUUAUUACAAAAUGUAUUUUAUAGCACUUGCCAAAUUUAUUUAUACUUGUACUUCAUAUUUCAAAAUUGUAAACUUGUACUUCAUAUUUCAAAAUUGUAAAUUUGUAGUUGUAGUUCAAAUUAAUUUGUAAACUUGUACUUCAUAUUUCAAAUAAAUAUGUGUUCA
Messenger RNA from Cuscuta epithymum, 1183 nucleotides. Lineage: Eukaryota; Viridiplantae; Streptophyta; Magnoliopsida; Solanales; Convolvulaceae. The record is from the annotation of a GenBank genome assembly.